GUGAGAACUGGGCCGGUGAUGUGGUCUGCCGGUGCUAACAGCUCCCGUGUCGUCGGCGACGGCUGCUGAGACAUCAUCAUCACCCCUCUAGUACGAGGUGUUGAGUUAUGACAUGCUGCGAGAUCUGCGAAGAGCCAUCCCCUUCGCCUACAGCGCUCUUGGAGGAUGACGACGAUUGCCUCAAGGAGAGGCGGUGGUGGUGCUUCCUACUAUCGUCUGUCUUCACCUUCCUCGCUGGCCUCCUCAUCGUCCUCCUCUGGCGGGUCUUCGCCUUCCUCUUCUGCAGAAAGGAGCCGGACCUCGCUCCCAAUGACCCCAAGCAGAAGGAGCAGAAGGCCGCCCGGCAGGGGAAGCAGGAGUUCGAGGGGACGUUUAUGACAGAGGCGAAAGACUGGGCCGGAGAGCUCAUUUCGGGCCAAACCACGACCGGCAGGAUUCUGGUAAGCAUUUUUGGGGUUGAUGUGAUUUUUGUGACAGAGGGAACUUAUCGAUGA
Nezara viridula (southern green stink bug) is the source of this 494-nucleotide messenger RNA. NCBI's taxonomy places the organism in Eukaryota, Metazoa, Arthropoda, Insecta, Hemiptera, Pentatomidae. The record is from the annotation of a GenBank genome assembly.